AUGCGUUUCUCAACGCUCUCACUCGCUGUCGCCAGUCUGUGGUCAGGCUCUGCGUUGGCGCUCCCUGAUGCCUCUUUGGAGCCUUGGGAUAUUCACAGCAGCUGUGAUGCCUACAAGGCUGACAUCAAGGACGCUUUGACUCAGUCAAUUGAACUCGCCGAUGCAGCAAAGUCUUCUCUCGAAUUCGUUAUGAACAGGAUGCCCGACCAAAGAACCGAUCCUGACGAGGCCGUCAAAUGGCAGCGAAUCGCCACGCAUGUGCAGAUGGCGUUUGGCUAUAAGAUUCCUGCUAAGCCCGGUCCCGGUGAUAGGCGCUACACUGAGCGUCUUCGAGACCUCUACGCCUCAGCAGUCAACGUCCUCCCAAGCAACAAGAAUUCACCCGAAAAGGGUAACAACCCGACGCUCGCCGCGCGCCCGAACGCCAAGCCCGUCAUUAUCUGCGGCGAGUCUGCGUGGCAGUGGGUUGACGCUGACGACGAGCCGGAGCCCGGCAUGGGCAAGGUUAAGGACCAACGCAACUUCAAGCAGGACUAUGUUGGAGCCCUCUAUUUCCAAGGUCGCUUCUCGUUCCGACGUACACAGACAAAUACCUUUGGCGUGUGCUUCGGUAACCGCAAGGCUGUCAUUUCUGCGCAUGAUGACUUGAUCAUGAUUUGCGACGACAUGCUUUCCGACGCCUUCCGAGCCCGUACGUCGCCUAGAGACUUCAAGGCUUCUGUUUCUUCGGGCACUGAGCUCAAAGACGGUCUUAUUUCCUUCCACACGCAGCUGUGGCACGAGCUUUGUCAUUGGUUCGGCGGCGUGACUCCGCAGCUCGAGCACAACAUUCAGGACCACAUUGCUGUUGAUAAGAACGGGCAGGUCAUGUACCAAGGAAAGGAUGCCAGCGGCAAUAAGAUCAUCCGAAAGUAUGAUUCCCCGCAGCCUCAAUCGUAUCUUGGUCCUAGAGGAUUGAGAAAGCAGGGUGCUUACGGCAUCGAAUUGAUGAUGGAGCUUGCUAUGACGCGUAAGAGGAUUACAGGUAAUUCGGGACCUGACAAGGCUACCACCAACGCCGAUUCGAUUAUGAUCUUUUCGAUGAUGAUGUACAACGAUCAGUGGGAUUGGACAGCUUGGGGAAAAGCCCGUGAUUUCACUCGUCUUAAGCAGAAGAUGGGACUGAACCCAAUGACAUACAGCCCGUUAGAAGAGCCGCUUUCGCCACACUGGUGUACUUACUCGCCUACCCCCGUUGAUGACAGGCCGUCACCGGAUUGCUCACCUACCUCACCUGCAUCGCCAGGUUACAGCAUCACUACGCCGACAUAUGAGGGCUAUUCGCCUGUUUCACCAGUUCAUCAAAGUAUCGAGGCGCCCAGAAAAGAGAUAUUUGCCUCUAAUUGGAAAGACUACGUUGAGAAUAUUCCUCGACUGCCACCACGCCCUCGCGCUCUGACACCCAAUGGAUUCCGAGAAAACGACACUCAACAGCAGAGACAUGUUACUUCAACUCUCCAAAAAUCGUCAUGGUUUAAAAUUCCUGCUAACCUGAGACGCGAUAUUCUGGUGUUGGCGUUUGGAGGUCGACGUCUGCACAUGUGUUUGAAAUGCGAUGUACAUCCGCCAAACACUUGGUAUAGCUAUGGCAUGGCCUGUCGACAUGUCCCGGCCGGCGAAAAGGGCCCUAUGACUCGAGGCUUGCUUCAAGGUCCUUGGUCUGACGAAUGUGAUCUUCUUUACAGGAACCCCGAUCCUGAAGCGGACUUUGAGUCUGUCGGUGUUAUGGGAUGGCUUCUCUCUUGUCGGCAAAAUUAUGCCGAAACUAUUGAUAUUUUGUAUUCAAAGAAUACCAUCUUGAUGUAUGACGAGCCACUGUUGACCUAUGCUGAUCAACUGAUCCUACCUCAUCGUGCAUCCCUCAUCACCUCUCUCGAGGUGAAAUGGCAGCCGGAGUCCGCUGAGGAUUUCGGCGAGGCCUUUUUUAAUCUGUUACAACAACCACGAUUCCCAAACCUCAACCGUCUUUACAUAUCAGCACAGUUCAUAUGGCGUUAUCAUUCAAGCUGGUUUGACAAGAUGUGUAGCCACAUGGACAACCUCGUCAAAAGCAGGCCUGAUCUAACAGAGUGUGCCAUUGCGAUACCUCACCAGGCAUUUGAUGAUGUAGCGUCUGAAUAUGUCCAGAAGAAGGAUAGUUGGAAGCGAGGCACCUACAGCGAGCUUUGGUACUCGGUGGAUCGGACGGGUGGUCCGGAGGCUAUAAGACUUCCGUAUGUCAACAGCUACCCACAUCCCCCGUUUCAUUUGGGGCCAAAUCCUGGGGCUGGAUGGUGGCUUCUGGAAGGUACUGAUGCGCCGCUAUCUUGGAGAUGGCCAUCGAGCCCUCUUUAUUACGGUAGUCCUGGAUGGGAGGAUUGGGAAGGAUAUCGGAGUAACUGA
Molecule: messenger RNA, 2421 nt
Organism: Fusarium coffeatum
Lineage: Eukaryota; Fungi; Ascomycota; Sordariomycetes; Hypocreales; Nectriaceae
Exons: 7
Coding region: 1-2421 (806 amino acids)
Source: RefSeq, a predicted model, not a curated record